CUGUCACUUUGACAAAUAAGAUAUUUUGUAUAGUAUUGUCUUGAGUUUUUUGUACGUAAGAAUUUUAUUUUAUUAUUAUUUAUAUUACAUGUUGAAGUAUAAAAUGUUAUCAAAUAACGGAGAAAAAUAUACGCAAUGCCCUUGUUGUAAAGUUUGUGCGGACUGCAGUGGCUUGAAGGAAACUGUAGAAGUGCAAGGCGCUGGUCCUGUAAGCUACCAACAAACACAACCCAACCAACUCAAUAAUAACAUUGAACUUGUGAAAACGAAUUCAACGGGUGAUAUAUUUGUUUUGCAACACCCUACAGACAAGAACUUAGCAAUGUUUGGUCACAUAUCGACACAAGAAUUACAAAAUAUUGAUUGCCCUCGUUGCAAAUAUAUUAUUGAACAUGCAGAAAAGCGGAUGCAGGCUAAGGAAUAUGUUAGUAAAAAUGUUGCGAUAGGUGUUUGCGAUCACUGUCGUAAUAAAAUUAACCUACAGAUUCCGUGUUACGAAAGCGAAGAUAUUACUAAAAAGUUUAUAACCAGCUCUAAAGAGAAAAGCGACGAUUUGGAACAAAAACGUAGAACAUGGCUCUCAAAAGUUAAACAUUUACACAAAGAUGUGAAAAUCGAUGCAGAAAUAUCUGAUACCCAAAUUGAGGGCCCAGCACAUUUUCAAUCGCAUCUCAGUAAAUUACACGGAAUAAUAUACAACGAUCAUACGUUUCGUAAAGUGGAAGACCCAAAGAUAAAAAUACGAUCUAAACCGAUAAGAAAAUUUGAAGAGAACGAAAUUAGUACAUCAAAUAUUAAACAAGUAUACAGAACACGGUCAUUUGAUUCUUAUUUACAAAAGCUUGAAAAUGCUUCAAACUUAACAGAUACAUUGAAGUUAGGAAAACGGUAUAGGUCUAAACCAGAUCGUAUAAUGUCACCUGUUAGGCGUGAUGAUGCUUAUUCGGCUGAUAAAACGUAUACUCAUAAACCUGAUCAAGAGAAGAGACUUGAUAUACAAGAUUUUAAUAGUUAUCAUCAAACAUUUAAAAAAUAUAUUUCCAAACCUGAGAAACCAACGCCUCGUGGCUAUGAUCCCUUUUACCAAUCUGACAAAAAAUAUGUCACUAAAGAUGAUUUUAAAAAGUUAUUUGAUACUGAAUAUUAUGAUAUUCAUUAUAGAGAAGAUAAAAAAUAUGAGCCCGAACCUGGGCCUAGAGCAGUAACUGAUGUUAACGAGUAUACAUCUCAUUACCAGCAACAAGAAAAGGAGUUUGUAACGCCUUUUGACGAAGAUAAGUUAUUACAGCAAAUAUAUUUAAAACGACAUCCUUUAGAUAUUAAGAAACCCAUAAAUGUAGGGGAAGAAAUAGAUAAAAACAAGCAAGCCCCGAAAUCUGUUAAAUUAACUUUGGAUGAUACGUCACUACUGACAGGAUCGAUAUAUCGAACUAGAUCGGAGACAUCUAUGCUAGAUUUGGAAAAGGUAUCUGUACCUAAAGGUAUUAUUAAAAGUGCCACAGAAUUAUAUAGUGAACGCAAACCAAAAAUUGAUUUCACAAAGUCUGAUGAUUACAUUGAACAUUACGUUUCGUCCACUUUACCUACGCCCAAAACGGUUAAGGAGAAAAAAUAUGCAGAUAUAACUUCAGUGUAUUCUUCGCCAAAUAAGAAAUACACUUCGAAAGAGGCCUUGUCCUCAAAAAAUAAUAUCAAAGAAAGAACUUAA
Molecule: messenger RNA, 1708 nt
Organism: Manduca sexta (tobacco hornworm)
Lineage: Eukaryota; Metazoa; Arthropoda; Insecta; Lepidoptera; Sphingidae
Exons: 5
Coding region: 89-1708 (539 amino acids)
Source: RefSeq, a predicted model, not a curated record